AUGGAGGUGUACCUGACCAAUGUACCCAAAGUCCUGACGGACGACAAGCUCCGGGAUGAGCUUGAGCCUUAUGUCAACGCCCUUGGCAUUCUCGACUGGCAUUGCGAGAAGCCCUUCAACAAGACCCAUGCCUGGGUUACCUUCCUCAACGAGGCGGACGGCAAGAAAUUUCUCCAGAAGCAUGAAAAGAUUCCCAUGGUCCCGAACCAGCUCUGGGGCCCUCCAUUUUCCAAUGCUCGUGUUCACUCUCGCACAAAGGAUAAGGCACGGCUAGAAAUCCUCAAGACACCCAUAUAUGUCAAGAAGAGCAAGAAUGAUGCCGACGGAUCUAUCAUCAGUCACCUCAAGGUCCAGAAACAUGAACGGAAAUCGGUCGAGCGAAAGUCAGUUGCUGUCGAUAACAACCCAAAAGCGCGUUCUAUCAGCACCAACUUUCGUCUCAUUGCAUGCGGCAAGAAUAUGUUUGACGAGCACUCUGACGCCCUGAUAUUCAUCGAACAAUGCAGCCUUGACCAUAGGGGCGCAGCGACGUUUCUUCGCCGUACCUUGAGGCUUGACCUCCAGGGCGAAGGAAACUACCGCCUUUACGUUCCUUACGACACCAUCCAGGAUCUGGUGGCUGAUGCGUCUGGUGUAUCAAUGACCCUCGUCUUGACUGAGGCGCCCAGGUUCUACGUCAAAGCACCCUCAACCUAUUUCCCUUCACCGAAGACGAAGUGGAUGAGACAACCAGCUCUGGACAUGUGGCCUGCCCACAGCAAGUACGUGGCUCACUGCUUGGUCUACCGCAUUACGCUUUCAUCACACUAUGUGGACGUUCUCGAAAGUCUGAGGGCUCGAAAGGUCAUCGUCAUCACAAGGCAGCAUCUGCCCGUCCGACGGAACCCUCGGCCGCAUGAAGAGGACUAUACCACCUGCAUGAGCACGUUCGAGGGAUCAAUCCGCUCCGCCAGCGCUUCGCGAGAUCGACUCCUCCCGUUUGUUGUUCUAUUUCAGCUGCAGGGAUUGGUGUGGAACAAUUACUUGCAUCCAGCGACGGCACUCAAGAUGCUGGAAGUCAUGGAAAGACUUGCCAAGGAAUACAAGAGGUCGAAUAUCCCCCUUCCUUUCACCGCUGAUUCGAUGAAGAUCCUCUUUCAAAAGAUUCCAUAUCCGUGUCCCGGAACAGAUUCCCAAGACCUCUCCCCCGAACAUUUGGUCGCCAGUAUCGUAGAAACUGAGCAACUGCGUCGAGAAGAGGAUACCAACAGGACCGCGCCUUACGGUCCUCCAAUACCUGAUUCACAGACCUGGGUGCUGAAAGCGGUAGUCACGCCAACACGCAUCAUGCUGCAAGGACCUGACGCCGAGAACAACAACAGGGUCCUGCGGAUGUUUCCACACCAUUCUGACUACCUUCUCCGAGUCAUCUUUAGCGACGAAGACGGGCAAGAUCUGGCCCUGUUUCCCAGCGUCGACAACUCGGCCAUCUUUGGACGAUACAGGAAAGUUCUCAAGGACGGCAUACAGGUAGCCGGUCGCAAGUAUGAAUUCCUAGGAUUCUCCCACUCCUCACUACGCUCCCACUCGGCCUGGUUCUGCGCGCCAUUCAUCGACAACAUGCAACUCCACAACAACGAGUCCAUCAUCAAUUCCCUAGGCGACUUUAGCGAGAUCCGCAUCCCAGCCAAGUGUGCCGCACGUAUUGGGCAAGCCUUUUCCGAAACGCCCUACGCAGUUGAUAUCCUCAAGUGCGGCAUCGGAAUCAAGUACAUUCCCGACGUCAAGACAGCAGACGGAAGCAGAGUCUUCAGCGACGGGUGUGGCACAAUCUCGUGGGAUGCCAUCGAGGAGAUCUGGGAGCAUCUGCCGAUGACGUCGACUCCCACUUGCCUCCAGGUUCGCCUCGGCGGCAUCAAGGGAAUGCUGUCGCUCGACUCCAGACUUAAGGGCAAGGUGAUUUGCAUCCGAAAAGAGUCCAUGAUGAAGUUUUCGAGCAGUGAUCAAACCAUGCUGGGGAUCUGUGAUACGGCUUCGAAGCCACUGCGCUUUGUUCUGAAUCGCCAGAUAAUCAAGAUCUUGGAAGACAUGGGAACGAACGCCGAGUGGUUCAUUGAUCAGCAGAAUAAGGCGCUCGAUGUACUUCGAAACGUAACUGCCACGGCGGUAAACACCAGCACGUUUUUGGAGUAUCAACUGGUGGGCACCACCGUGGGCCUACCCAAGCUUAUCAAAUACCUGAGCAAGAUUGGCGUCGACUACAGGCGAGACAACUUCAUGAAGACAGUGGUAGACCAUACCAUCCUGGAGGAGUUGAGGCUGCUGAAGCACAAGGCACGAAUUCCUGUGGAUCAAGGCGUCACUCUCUUUGGCAUCAUGGAUGAAACAGGCUUUCUCGAGGAGGGCGAGAUUUACGUUACCUUUGAUCAGCAAUAUGACAAGGUCCAGGGUCGAGUCAAACAUUCUCUCAAGGACGGACUCGUGCUCAUAACGCGCUCACCGGCCCUGCACCCCGGAGACAUUCAGCCAGCUCAGAUGCGGACGCCGCCAGAGGGACAUCCACUCCACGAUCUGAAGAACUGUGUCGUCUUCAGCCAAAAGGGAACACGCGAUUUACCGAGCCAGCUAAGUGGAGGGGAUCUCGAUGGCGACUUGUAUAAUAUCUUUUGGGACCCCCGGGUCAUUCCAAAGCAGUUUUUUACGGCAGCCUCCUAUCCGAGAGUCAUCCCGCCCCCACUCGACCGAGCGGUGACAAGAGACGACAUUGCAGAUUUCUUUGUCACGUUCAUGGAGACUGAUAUCCUGGGCAUGAUUGCCAACAGGCAUCAGGUUUCUGCCGACGCCAAAGAAGAGGGUACUCUUCACCAGGAGUGCAUCAAGCUCGCCGAGCUGCAUUCCACCGCUGUUGACUACUCCAAGACGGGGAUUCCAGUGACGGUGCAACAACUGCCCAAGGCGCCGCGUAUGCGACCCGAUUUCAUGGCGCCAGCUCCGCCCGCUCACUUGUAUGAUCGUGACGAAGUAGACCAUAUCGGAGAUCCCGAUUCUGAUGACGAUGAUGAAGACGGUUUGGGUGUUAGCAAGCCGAGAUAUUACAAGUCACUCAAAAUAUUGGGCGAGUUGUAUCGUGGCGUGGAUGAGAAGAAAAUUUGGGGCAAAGAUGUCCAGCGUCCAAUCGACAAGAGUGGUCCGUCUGUAUGGGUUCGUUUACACGAGCACGUCCGCGCUGCCCUCCAAGACGAAGGAUAUGCCCCCUCGGAUAUUGAUUACACUCGCCGAAUUGACGAGGCAUGGAAGCUUCGUGAAUUGUACGAGGGCGAGGUCGUCGAUAACAUGUACCGAUUUUCGGAUAGUCCUCGAGCCCCCAUCAAGGAAGUAGACGUGUUUUGCGGGUCGAUUCUCAACCCCCGAGGUAGUCAGACGAGGCGCCAACGAGACUCGUCCAUCAAGUUGAAAGAAGAAAUGGACAGAGUCAUGAGUUUCUAUGUAAAGCAAAUGCGGGAUCGCGGAGGCGCCAGCGAUACAGCGGAUGACGCGGCGUCAACGGCGGCUGAAGAGGUCGCCCGGAGCGAGAGAGAGACAAUGAAUGCCGUGGAACUUUGCUGGGCUUGCGUAAUUGUGGGCAGCGAAGCGGUCCAUGGCCGGGGCUACAUGGGAGAUCAGAAGCCGCUCGAAAGCUUCAGAGUGGUGGCGGCAAGCUGUCUUGUGAAGGAGCUAAACGAGCUCUUGACGAGGAAGAGACUUGGAAGGGUAGGAGGCUUUGUCGGAGUU
Molecule: messenger RNA, 3750 nt
Organism: Trichoderma reesei QM6a
Lineage: Eukaryota; Fungi; Ascomycota; Sordariomycetes; Hypocreales; Hypocreaceae
Exons: 3
Biological process (GO): siRNA processing
Cellular component (GO): nuclear RNA-directed RNA polymerase complex
Molecular function (GO): RNA-directed RNA polymerase activity
Source: RefSeq, a predicted model, not a curated record